This is a messenger RNA of Eriocheir sinensis (Chinese mitten crab), 3235 nucleotides long. RefSeq names its product alpha-1A adrenergic receptor-like. Gene Ontology annotation, cellular component: membrane. The coding region runs from base 1435 to 3105 and encodes 556 amino acids. Lineage: Eukaryota; Metazoa; Arthropoda; Malacostraca; Decapoda; Varunidae. The transcript is spliced from 2 exons. Gene Ontology annotation, molecular function: alpha1-adrenergic receptor activity. Gene Ontology annotation, biological process: cell-cell signaling; phospholipase C-activating G protein-coupled receptor signaling pathway; adenylate cyclase-activating adrenergic receptor signaling pathway. The record is from RefSeq and is a predicted model, not a curated record.
UUUUUGACCUUGAGCUGCUUCCUUUACCGUAAAAAAAGGAAAAAAAGUGAGUGAUCAAUGGGGUUGGCCGCGUGAAGGUCAAGGCUGGCUUCUCUGCGUGAGCGUCAUCGGAGAUUUGUCGUGUUUCAGCGCCGCCUCCUCCUCCUCCUCCUCCUCGGCGGUGACACUCCUGGGCAGCGGGCGGUAUUGGCGAUGUCACCAAGAUAACACCUCAGUCCUGGACCUCUCAAGUAUUGAUUUAUACGCACAGGCCAACGAACGCGCAAGCACUACCAAACCCUAACUUGACCAACCUAAUUAAGUUCCUCCCCUAACUCUUUUAAUGAAGCCUUGAAGGAAAAUCACGAGGCCAAGGAAGAAUUUGUCAUAGCCUGGAGAUGAAAACAAGAUUAUCCCAUUAAUUUGCCUCCGUAAGAAAAUAAGAAGGAAGGGGGAUAAUUUUCUUUAAUCAUGCUCUCCAUUGCAUGAGACAGGUACGGCAGGAGGGGCAGGAGGGCCGCCGUGUGGGCUGCGCGGACUGGCACUUGACGAGACGCGGGGAACAGGUUCGCGGGUCAGUCUGGGUCAGGCCGCGACACGAGACACAGGCACGCCGCCGCCACCACCCAGCCGUCGCUUACUCCGGCAGGCGUCCAUCCUCACCGAUAGUCAGUCAUCGCACCCCAGCAUCCGCCCCGUCGCUCGUCAUCCCUCUCCCCGCCUGUACUUCAUCCCUCCGGCAGCCUUUAGAUAACGCGGCGCCAGUCAGUCCAUCGGGACCCACUAGAAAACAAUCACCAAAGUACUCUUUUCCAUUUGCUAAUCCCAAGAGGCUUCGUGAUUCAUUGCCUUGCUGAAAACGUCGGUCUCUCGACUAUUAACCUUUUUUUAUCAAUUGCCGCGAGUGAAGCGUGAUACACGCAAAGGAUUUAACUCUGUUUCAAUAGUUGGGAACGAUUACCCUUAAUAAGCCUCAGGACGUUAUGUAGAUGUUUAGAAAUUGGCUUUUAUUGAGGCGGGAGUUUGCCGAUAGAGGUUUUGGUGGUCGCCGUGCAUCGUCGAGCAACGGAAGUGUCGGCCCAGGAGUGCGGCGGAGUGUAGUGCAUCGGCAAACAGUUUGGCGCGAGGAGGAGAGGGAGAACGCACUUGAGGGAGCUUGCAACGUACCGAGUGUCUUUACAAGGCUGAUUAUUGAUACUUGUGAUGGCUUAUGGCUCCCUGAGGGCCACGUGUGAGGCAUGAGUGUGCGUGUGGCCGGCCGAGGGGGAGACUUGGCCGCGGGGAGACGCCUCCGGCAGGUUCGCCUCACUGAAGUGGCCUCCCGCAGGAAUGGUGUGUGUCUGCGGGAGUGAGGUCACGGUGGAUGGGCGGGAGCUCCCCUGACGUGAGGACGGUACCCGGGGCCAGCGCGGCGCGGCGGCUGGGGUAGCUGCCCCGCCCGCCGCCCUGCCCAUCAUGAACUCCUAUAAUUUCACUCUCGAGAUCCUAAACACUUCCUGGAUCUUCGACGAUUAUGAGUUCGAUUUUUCCCCCAAGCGGCCCCCCGUGGUGGUGGACGUCCCUGUGAAUGCCAGCGGCGGCCUCAAUGUUACGCCGACGGUCGGGGGGGACGUCGGCGAUGUGGUGCCGGAGGUCGCGGCCCGAGACUGGAUGGUGGAGGUGGUGGUGAAGUCGGUGAUCCUGGCCAUGAUCGUCGUGCUGACCAUCGGCGGCAACGUGCUGGUGCUGCUGGCCGUGUUCAUGUCUCGCAACCUCCGCUCCUCCACGCACUACCUGAUCGUCAACCUGGCCGUGGCGGACCUGCUCCUCGGCACCACCGUCCUGCCCUUCAGCGCCACGCUCGAGGUCUCGGGAAAAUGGUACUUCGGCCAGGUGUUCUGCGAGGUGUGGGCGACCGCUGACGUCCUCUGCUGCACGGCCUCCAUCUGGUCGUUGUGCGUCAUCUCGCUGGAUCGUUACAUCGGCGUGACGCGGCCGCUGGCGUACUCCAGCAUCAUGACGGAGCGGCGGAUGUGCGUGCUGAUUGCCGUGGUGUGGGCGCUGUCCAUCGUCAUCUCCAUCGGCCCCGCGUUUGGGUGGAAGACGCCGCCGGAUCCUGACCCCACCGUGUGCACCGUCAACCAGGAACUUGGCUACGUGCUCUUCUCCGUGACGGGCUCCUUCUACCUGCCCAGCCUGUGCAUCCUGAUCCUGUACUGGCGCAUCUACCGGGCCGCGAUACAGCAGUCCAAGUUCCUGGAGAGCGGUAUCAAGACCACCAAGACCUCCGUCACGCUGAGGGUCCACCGGGGGGGCGACACGCGGCUCACUUUGCGGGCCCACCGUGGCGGCAUGGGCCUGGGCAUCGCGGCGGGCAUGGCGGCGGGUCUGGCCACAGGGGUCGGGGGCAUAAACGGACACUGCCUCGUGAACGGAGAAAUGAAGCCCCCGGAGAGCGAAGACAAGCCGAAAGUGAGUGAAGGGAAGAGCAUGUCCAGGCUAGUGCCGCCCAACCCCAACCUGCGACUCGCCAUGACGCCCUUCACGUGGCAGGACAGACGCCGCAGCGCACGGGGCCAGCAGGAGCGGCACAGCGGGGAGGCGACGUCAUCCAACCAAGACCCUUCACCCUCUGCCUCGCCCGAGCGUCGCCUCACGGGACCCACGGGCGGGAAGAUGGCCAAGUUCCGGCGCCAGAAGAAAGCGGCCAAGACUCUGGGCAUCGUGGUGGGCGUGUUUCUCCUGUGCUGGUUCCCGUUCUUCUUCAUCCUUCCUCUGGAUUCGUUGUGUGGCAGCUGCAGGAUCCCGGAGACGCUGUUCGCCAUCUUCUUCUGGCUCGGCUACUUCAACUCCUGCCUCAACCCCUUCAUCUACGCCUGCACGUCGAGGGAGUUCAAGCGAGCCUUCAAGAGGAUACUCUGUCGCGGGCGGGGACGAGGACGCCGUUCCCUCAAUCACACAACCUUCCAUUCCGCCAUCUGGAGAAGGGACGGAGGACUCAGCCCGAAUCCUGCCAGCCGGGGUAUCGAGGGCCUUCUAGCGACCACCAUGCCCCUAGCUGACCCUUGUGGUGCCGUCUGGAAGGCCCCUAAAGCACUAGAAGACCCGGGCUGUGAAUGUGUGUCUGUGGCGUCCAUUGUGAACUGACCAGUGACAACCUCGGAAACGUAAUGCCAAGACGUGACUGUUGACCCUUGUGGCGCUGUCUGGAAGGCCCCUAAAGCACUAGAAGACCCGGGCUGUGAAUGAGUGUCCGUGGUGUCCAUUGUGAACUGAC